AGCGUAAGAAAUCAAUGCUAUCGAUAAUAGCAUCAGCAGGCGACGGCAAAAAAGUCUUAAAAAAAUAAAAUGGCUUCAUUCUUGGCAAGAACGGGCGGUCCCUUAAUUGAAACCGUUAGGCCAGCGGCCAUGAAAAAGAUUCUCGGCCUGGCUCCCAUUGCCGUUCAGCAGCUGAGGAACCUCAAUGUUCAGGAGCACGUUUCAUACAGUCUCCUUAACGAGAGCAAAAUUCCAACACCUCGUUUUGCUGUUGCCAAGAACGGCAAGGAGGCCAACGACAUUGCCACCAAGCUGAAGACGGACAACCUGGUGCUGAAGGCUCAGGUUCUUGCGGGUGGACGUGGCAAGGGAACCUUCAAGAAUGGUCUCAAGGGAGGCGUGCGAGUGGUCUACGACCCCCAGACCGCUGAGGAAAUUUCCAGCAAAAUGAUCGAUCAACUAUUGGUCACUAAGCAAACUGGAGCAGCUGGUCGCAUCUGCAAGAAGGUGAUGGUAGCCGAAAGGAAGUUCCCCCGCCGUGAGUUCUAUUUUGCUGUGAUGAUGGAGCGUGCUUUUAACGGUCCCGUCCUGAUCGCAUCCAAGGAGGGUGGCGUUGACAUAGAGGAGGUGGCUGCCAGCAGUCCCGAUGCUAUUCUAUACGAACCUAUCGAUAUUGGCACUGGUUUGACCUGUGAACAGGCCCAAAAGAUCGUUAAGAAGGUUGGCCUGGGCGGUGAAGGUGAGGACACACACGUCCAGAUGUUGUUGAACCUGUACGAUCUGUUUGUCAAGAAGGAUGCUCUCCUGGUUGAGAUCAACCCCUAUGCUGAGGAUGCCAUGACUGGCUGCUUCUUCGCAUUGGACGCCAAGCUGCGUUUCGAUGACAAUGCCGAGUUCCGGCAGAAGGAACUUUUCGCUCUGCGUGAUUGGACUCAGGAGGAUCCUAAGGAAGUCGAGGCUGCCAAAUACAAUCUGAACUACAUUGCCCUGGAUGGUACCAUUGGCUGCAUGGUAAACGGUGCUGGUCUUGCUAUGGCCACCAUGGACAUCAUUAAGUUGUAUGGCGGCGAACCUGCCAAUUUUCUGGAUGUUGGUGGUGGUGCCACUGCCGAGGCUGUAAAGGCAGCUUUCAAGAUCAUCACCUCCGACCCGAAGGUGUUGUGCAUUCUGGUCAACAUUUUCGGCGGCAUUAUGCGUUGCGAUGUCAUUGCUGAGGGUAUCAUCUCUGCCACAAAAGACCUGAACCUAAACAUGCCCGUGGUUGUGCGUCUUCAGGGAACUAAGGUCAAGGAAGCCCGCGAACUGAUUCGUACAUCUGGACUGAAGAUUCUGGCCCGCGAUGAUUUGGAUAAGGCUGCCGAUUUGGCUGUGCAUUUGGCGCAGAUCGUCAAACUGGCCCGCGAAAUGAAAAUGGAUGUGAACUUCGAGAUUCCCGAUGCCCAAAAGGGAAAGGGUGGUGGUCAAAAGUGUGAAAAAAAGGAGGAUAAGAAACAAGAGAAGAAAGAGGAAAAGAAAUCCGAUUGUACAAAGAAAGAGGAAAAGAAAAAGGAAGAAAAAAAAGACAUCUGUGCGAAGAAAGGAUCACCAUCCGAUAAGGGUAAAAAAUAAAGGAUCCACCCAGCAUAUUUUCGAAUCUACAACAGCAUUAAGAAGAAGCCAUUGUUAAAAUUCUAAAUCCCCAACAUACCACAAAGUUUUCAUUAAUAUUACGAUUUUUUGUUUUCAUA
Drosophila eugracilis is the source of this 1706-nucleotide messenger RNA. RefSeq names its product succinate--CoA ligase [ADP-forming] subunit beta, mitochondrial (gene ScsbetaA). Gene Ontology annotation, molecular function: ATP binding; succinate-CoA ligase (ADP-forming) activity. Gene Ontology annotation, biological process: tricarboxylic acid cycle; succinyl-CoA metabolic process. Gene Ontology annotation, cellular component: succinate-CoA ligase complex; mitochondrion. The coding region runs from base 70 to 1587 and encodes 505 amino acids. Lineage: Eukaryota; Metazoa; Arthropoda; Insecta; Diptera; Drosophilidae. The transcript is spliced from 10 exons. The record is from RefSeq and is a predicted model, not a curated record.